This is a messenger RNA of Cladocopium goreaui, 1245 nucleotides long. Lineage: Eukaryota; Dinophyceae; Suessiales; Symbiodiniaceae. The record is from the annotation of a GenBank genome assembly.
CUGAAGAGUUGCUACCAAUCCAUGACUUUUCCGCUAUGGCGGAGCACUUGUUGGAUGCAGUGCCCAGACAUCUGCGCUUCAAUCGCGGUGGCAGCAACACCCGAAAUUUGUUGCUGCGCAAUAUCUCCAAAGGUGAGCUCCCCUUGCGCAUUAGCAACCCGCAGCCGCCCUUCUCUCUGCAGAUUGGUGCUGAACACGUGGGCGAGGUGACCUUGGCGCCGGGCGCCACAUUGGCCUUUCGUAUUGGCGCGGAUCUGUUUGUCGUGGAGCCGGAGCUGCUGUGCCAGUUCUUCACCGUAAACAUCGAGUGCUCGCCUCCUUUGCUCAUCGACCUGGUCCUCGCCUCCGACACCGCCAGUGAGGACGAGGUGCAACGCUGCGUGGCCGCUGCGCGGCCCGAGGUCACGGUCACUGCGGCCCCAGCCCCGGCCCCAGUGCCUGCAGCAGUGCCAGCCUCGGCGCAGGUGGAGGCCCAACGGCCGGUGCCAGCGGCGCUUACGGAGUUUCUUGGGGAAGAGCCCAGUGCCGCCGCGCUGAGGGGCCCCCUGCGGUACAUCGCUGCCACCGAGGGCGUGUCGCCACCCGACACCCCCGAGGGUUCGCGUGAUGAGGUGCCAAACUUUGAUGAUCGACCGCCCACACCGAGCCCCGAGGGAGCUGCAGAGAUGGAUGUGGCGAAGCCACCACAGCCACCACAGCCACCACCGCCAGCACCACGGCCGGUGCCAGUCGAGGUGUUGCCAGUGCCAACGGUGUCGCCCAUGGAGCCAGUGGAACCUCUGGCAGCUGUAGCAGCUCCAGAGCUCAGUGCACCAGCACCUCAACAGGCUGCCAGCUGUCAGAUGCCCCAUGCAGCAAGCUUUGAACAUGUAUCCAGCAAGUUGAGUCCAGCUGAAGCCACACGCAUCGCUGCCUUGAGGGCCAAGGGGCUCUUGAAACCUGACGCGCCGGUGAGCGAAGUGCCAACGACUGUGCCGCCACCGAAGCCGGAAGGUUUUGAAGACCAUGAUCUCUUCUACGUUGAAGGCAGUGGUUGGUGCGACAUCUACGGCCGCACCGUGGACAGCCUGGUCUUCGGCAGCACCAGCGUAGCCGACGCCAGCAGCCCGGCCAAGAGCAGCCGCUCCGCGCGCAGCUCCUCGACAUCACCGGCGAGGCCCAUCGGCCAGUCGCGUAGCAAAGCUGAACAGCAAGCAGCCUGGGAUGCGAUUCCCGGAAUUUGAGGACGAUGUGCUGCGAAUGAAA